UCAGAUCGGCUGUACUUCGCUACUUUACGAAAUAAACCGAAAAGUACCGUCAACACCCACUACUUCUGCACCGAUGAGGAACUGGUCUAUGAGAAUUUCUAUGGAGAUUUUGGGCCUCUAAAUUUGGCAAUGUUAUACAGAUACUGCUGUAAGCUAAAUAAGAAGUUAAAGUAUUUCAGUCUAUCCAGAAAGAAGAUAGUGUACUACACCAGCUUUGACCAGCGGAAACGAGCAAAUGCAGCAUUUUUAAUAGGUGCAUAUGCUGUAAUAUUCUUGAAGAAAACACCAGAAGAAGCUUACAGGACGCUUUUGUCUGGAUCUAAUCCACCAUAUCUUCCAUUUAGGGAUGCUUCAUUUGGGAACUGCACGUACAAUCUUACCAUCUUGGACUGUUUACAGGGAGUCAAUAAGGCCUUGCAGCAUGGAUUUUUUGACUUUAAGACAUUUGAUGUGGAUGAAUAUGAACACUAUGAGCGAGUGGAGAAUGGUGACUUCAACUGGAUUAUUCCAGGAAAAUUUUUGGCUUUUAGUGGACCACAUCCAAAAAGCAAACUUGAAAAUGGUUAUCCUCUUCAUGCACCUGAAGCCUAUUUUCCCUAUUUCAAGAAACAUAAUGUCACAUCAAUCAUAAGACUAAAUAAAAAAAUUUAUGAAGCAAAACGCUUUACUGAUGCUGGUUUUGAGCAUUAUGACCUGUUCUUCAUAGAUGGAAGCACACCAAGUGACAGCAUAGUUCAGAGGUUCCUGAACAUCUGUGAAAAUGCUGAUGGUGCCAUUGCUGUACACUGUAAAGCUGGCCUGGGGAGAACAGGAACGCUGAUUGCCUGUUACAUCAUGAAACACUACAAGUUCACACAUGCUGAGGCCAUUGCUUGGAUAAGAAUAUGUCGGCCAGGCUCUAUUAUAGGACCCCAGCAACACUUCUUGGAAGAGAAGCAAGCAAUGUUAUGGCUGGAGGGAGAUCUCAUCCGAUCAAAGCAGAAACAGCGAGUCGUUGAUGGAAACAUUAACAGAGUACUUCGUGGCUUGAAUGACAUUUCCAUCAGUGACAAUUUGAAUAAAGUACAAGACUUGGACCAAUACAGGGAGAAUGAUUUUGAAGACAAAGCAGAUGUGGAAACUCAGAAUGGCAUGACACAGGGAGAUAAGCUUAAUGCCUUAAAAAGUCGGAGACGGCCUUGUUCUGCUACGACUGGAGCACUGAGGCUGCAAGACGUGAAAUUGCACACCAGGUCAUUAUCACAACCCUUCAGACUGAAUACUUCAGGCAGCACAGAAGGAUCCAUGUCUCCUCUGAAGGCCUCCAAAGUGAUGGCAGUUAAUUCACCCUCUGCAGAAAGAAUAAGCAGACUUUCCACGUCCUCAGGCUCUAAUCUUAAAAGCGUUUCCAUAAACUCCAGACUAGCCAGUUCUCUAGGGAACCUGUAUGCUGCUUCAGAUGAUGAUGAGAGCAAAAUGACAUCCUUGUCCUCUAGGACAGGUUUUUCUGUAAGCCAUAUCUCCAGUCACCUGAAUGGCAGCUUGCAGCUGCCACACAGAAAUAACCAUGAACUGAACAACAACUUAUACAACAGAAACAGCAGUAGUGGCAACAACCUGAGCAGCCAAAGCAGUUUUCACAGCACCGUGACAGAUGAGUACGCAUCAACCUUCCUUUAUGGGCCUUACAGCUCCUCCAGCACCAUACCAGAGUCAAUUAAGUCCCUUCAGUCUGAGUAUGUUCAGUACUAA
Molecule: messenger RNA, 1731 nt
Organism: Acanthisitta chloris (rifleman)
Lineage: Eukaryota; Metazoa; Chordata; Aves; Passeriformes; Acanthisittidae
Product: dual specificity protein phosphatase CDC14A-like
Exons: 15
Coding region: 130-1731 (533 amino acids)
Biological process (GO): protein dephosphorylation; positive regulation of cytokinesis; microtubule cytoskeleton organization
Cellular component (GO): spindle pole; nucleolus; mitotic spindle
Molecular function (GO): protein tyrosine/serine/threonine phosphatase activity; protein serine/threonine phosphatase activity
Source: RefSeq, a predicted model, not a curated record